AACCCUCCGAGCUGCAGCAGUAGUGCAGUCACAACCGCCAGGUACACUAACGUCCUCUCUGUCAACAAUACGAGCGCUGCAGCCGAACUAGUUCUUUUUUUUUAAUAGUUAACCGGCACCGACCCGGAACCAUGGAGGCUGAAACCGAUAAAGUGGAGCCCGCGGACAGCGAGCAGGACGAAGAGGAAGAUGUGUACGAAGUGGAGAGGAUCAUUGACAUGCGGGUGGAAGAGGGUGAGGUGCUCUACAGAGUUCGAUGGAAGAAUUACUGCUCUGACGAUGACACUUGGGAGCCAGAGGCCCAUUUAGAGGACUGUCGAGAAGUCCUCCUGGCUUUUAAGAAGUCACAGGCUGAAGCUAAGGCCAAGAAGGAGGCAGAAGCUAAGAAGCCUGUGACAAGUAAACUGCUGCCUGUAAAAAGCGACGUGUUUGAUGCCGACUCAGAGAGUGACAGCGACAAAGACCGGCCAACUGACUCGCCCAUCAAGAAGAAGAAAAAGAAGAAAAUCCGGGAAGAAGUAGAAUCACCUCCUAAAGAGAAACAGAAGAAGAAGAAGAAAGACAAACGCAAGGAGGAGUUAAGACCCCUACCGGCACCAGAAACAGAUGAAGAGGAGGACACGGUCCCGACCCCACCGUCUCCUCCCAAGGAGAAAAAGACUGAAUCAAAAAAGCGCGUUGUUGAUUCUGAGGAGGAGGAUGACGAGCCAGUUCCCUCUAAAAAACACAAAAAGGAAAAGGGAAAAGAGGCUGGAAAACAUAAGAAAGAAAAGGCAGAGGAGGGAAAGAAAAAGAAAGGGAAGAAGGAGCGGAAGAUUGAAACCUCUGAAGACGAGGCCACUGCUCCGCUGGAGGACGACCUGAGUGAAGGGCUGUCUGAGUCCCAAAUGGACGAUUCUGCAUCAACUGAUACUGUAACAAAAUCUGUAGAAAAGGCCGGUUUGGAUGACAAGGCCAAACAGAAGAAGGGAAAGUGGGAAGUUAAGCUGCAGGGCAUUAAGGACCUUAUUCAUGACAAAAAGAGUAAAAAGCCAGAUGGCACACAGAAAGAAGGCAGCCUCCAAAAAGCAAAGAGCCAUGCCUCUAAAAACAAAGAGGACUCUGCCCUUCAAUCAGACUCCAGUGAUAGCUCCAUCCUACAUAAGAAAGCCAAGAGCAAAGGGCAGGAGAGCACGUCGGCGCCACCUAAAGUCCCGUCUUCCUCCACUUCCUCGUUGUCGUCUUCGUCCUCCGUCACAGCUGCUAGCACCACCAAGGGAAAGGAGGAGGAGGUUCCUAAAGAGGAGGUAUUAGGACAGAAGGACGCCACAGGUUCAACUAAUCUGUUUGAAAAGUUCCUAUUAAACUGCGAGGCAAAAGAUCGUGCCCCCCGCAGGCAGGCGGCAACUCAUCAACCUGUCGUAGAGAAGACCACCAGCAAACCCACAAAGGUACUAGGAAAGACUGAGAAGGUUCCCAAGUCAACCAAAGAGUCCCCAGUUCAGAAAACAGAGCCCGAGAAGACGGAGAGGAGUAAACAGUCAGAUGUCCCCAGACCUGGCCAGAGUUACGGCUUCAGCCUGGACAGCGAUGAGAAGGAGGAGGAAUCUACAGGAAAGUCGAGGCCUGGAGAGGAUUCCCGGGAGCGGAAGGAGAAGCCAGAGGAGGCGCAGAGGCCCGGCUGGGAGAGGAAAACCCAGGUUGAUGACAGGAGGAAGAAGAGGGAGGACAGUGAGCCCAGACUCUUCAUAGCAUGUGAUGAUACCCCAGACCCACCAGAGGGUGCUGACAAACCUGAUAAGGGCCAAGCCACUCUGAGUCUAGGAAUGGACCUCAACCUGGACUGGAUGACUCUGGACGACUUCCAGAAACAUCUGAACGGAGAGGAUGAGAUCUUGUCAGGUCCACCAUUGUCACCAAGUGAAUUGCGAGAUGCUGUGAAAAGUGGAGAUUACAUGGCUGUAAAAUUAGCACUGAAUUCCAAAGAGGACUACAAUCUGGACCAAGAGGAUGUCAGUGGUAUGUCCCUGAGCAUGCUGGCAGCAGCUGGAGGGCAGGACGACAUCCUCAGGUUGCUGAUUAAGAAGGGGGUGAGGGUGAACGGACGGCAGAAGAACGGCACCACGGCCCUGAUGCACGCUGCUGAAAAGAACUUCUUGACAACUGUUGCGAUCUUGCUGGAAGCAGGUUCCUACGUCAACGCUCAGACCCUGGGAGGGGAGACAGCUCUGAUGAAGGCCUGUAAAAGAGGUAACGCUGACGUAGUGCGCCUCCUGCUGGAGUACGGAGCUGACUGCAACAUCCUGUCCAAACACAAGAACACAGCCAUGUACUUCGCCAAGCUCAGCAACAACCUGAUUGUGUACGACCUCAUCAAGGAUCACAUCGGCAUGCUGUCCAGUGUGGCUGAGGACACCAUCCGAGCGUACUUUGAGUCUCGUCUGGUGCUACUGGAGCCCGUCUUCCCUCUGGCCUGCCACCGGCUCUGUGAGGGACCAGACUUCUCCAUGGAGUUUGGCUUCAAGUCACAGCCGCAACCAGAGGGUUCAGGCAUCAUCCUCUUCAUCUUCCACGCCAACUUCCUGACUGAGAUCACGGCCAGGCUCUGCGGACCCUGCAGCGUUCACGCCGUCGUGCUCAACGACAAGUUCCAGCUGCCCAUUUUCCUGGACAGUCACUUCAUCUACUCCUUUAACCCGGUUCCAGGAAUCAACAGACUCUUCAUCCGUCUUGCAGAGGCACCAGCUGCCAAGGUUAAGCUCCUCAUCUGUGCGUACAGGGUCCAGCUGCAGUGAUGCCUCCUCUGACCACGCCAAGGAUUGAAUAAACGUGCAGAUUCUGGGCGGCAGCUAAAAUGUUGAGCUCAUUGCCUUCUAAAAGAUGUUGUGAAGCAAAAUUAAAAGUUGGCUUCCUGUGACUUAACACAAAUUUCUAAAGACUGAAGCUCAGUGAUGACGUCUGACUCCAGCUCUGCUCUGGCUUACAUACGCAGCACAGGUCUGAGGAUCUUGUGAGGUCAAUUAAGCCUCGAGUGAACACGAAGCAGUCCGUCCUUUGUUGCUGAUGCCGUCACUGUGCAGCUUCUGGGUGGAAGGAGGCAGCCAGAAACUCUCUCCUCUGUCACUGGAGUAACUUUGAAGCCCCCCUGAGUCGUGCCUUUUACCAAGUUUCACCUUCAGUGUGGGUGGAAGUGAUAAUAGAUGUGUGUGUUGUCAGUCUAGCUUGUGUUUUUAGGGGAAUUUGAAGAACAUAAAGGUAUUUUUCAUCACUGUUUUUUUUGGGGGGGGUUAUUUUCGCAUUUUACUUGGACCAAGGUAAUGCUCGUAUUGUUUUUUUGAUAACACUUUAAUAUGGAGUUAUUUCAGUAAUUUGUCCGUCCUGUGCCGCAAACUAUUUCCUAAAGCUACAAUAACAACAGAAAUAGUUUCUUUGUAAAUCUCUAUGCUUAAGUUAGAUUUAAAAUUAUGUCACGUUUACUUGGUUUAGAUCAAUCAGAGACUUGUUUGUUGUCGGAGUUUCUAAUCUUACAUCUUAGAGAGUUUAAACACAGAUUGUGAAUCACUGAUACAACUCACAUGAAUCCUUUAACUUCUACUUGUCUUGUUCAUUUUUAAUUUGAGGUGUUUUGAGAAAGGUCCCUUUUGCCUUUCAUGCACAAAGUUGCUGUUUAUAUUUUCUGGCCUGUACAUAUUCACAUACCUUAUAUAAAUAUAUACAUACAUAUAUACAGUUUUAAAGUGUCACAUGAUUACUUCUAAUGUUUUCUUGCCACUGUAGGAGUGGGUUAAGUUAUUUAGAUUGUACAGUAAAAAGCUCUCGUGUUAAUUGUAAGGGCUAAAAUGUCCCAGCUACCCUGCUAGUAAAGAUUUAAAGGGUUUUUACGAUGAAAUGCUUCGUAGUCACCAUCCGAUAGCUGCAGAUUUAAAAUUUAAGAUAUUUUUACAGAGACGCUGCACUGACUCUGCUCUCCUUCGCUCUCUUCUGACAAUCUUUUUCAUCAGCGUUUUAAUGCUGAAGGAGCCCCAAUCCAGCGAGACAAGAUACCAAAUCCUGAAGUUGUGACAACACGGCUCGAUUUUAGCUGCGUGAAGUUGGCUAUUAAACCCAGCCGCGGUCCGCAAAUAUGCCCUAAAAGCGCAGAACAAUGCUGGUAGAUGGGGCGCCUCCAUGCUGCCUUAAUAACCACUUUUGUUUUUCUUUCUCUGUUGAGCAAGUUCAAGUGAAUAUACUCAUUUGUGACUGUCGGAAAACUACCUAAAACAACAGCACCAUGCUGCAUGUGAAAAUCUGACUUCAGUUACUGUUAUACAGCAAUACUUUUCAGUAGUCUGCUUCUGGUUUUGUGAUCCAGGCAGCAGAACUUUUAAAAAUGCAGCCAAAAUAAUGUGAGUGAGGAAUCAUAGUGUGGAAUUGGUUCUGUUUUGGUGUAUUUUUUUGGAGAUGAGCACAAUGUGUUCAACUCAGACUGGGAUUAGUGUGAUGGAAGCGUCAGACUCAAAAUAACAAAGACAUGAAACUUGCAUAAAUAGCUUUUGGGAGCAGGUUUAAGGAUUUUUAGGCCGUGAAAUAUCUAAAAAACCGAACACGGUUCUACAUCAGACCUGACCAGUGACUUUUUUUUGCUUGUUUUUACACACUUUUCAGCCACAGUUAACCAUUUUGCACAUCACUGUGCUGCUUUUUGUACCUUCCACUUUGCGAUUCCUUCUCAUUUACUUCCACAUUGGAUGAAACUCACCAGAAGACUCAUAAUACAGAUGUGCAAAACAGUGAAAAAUAACCCCACCAUGAGAUUUUGUAUAAUGUUGUAUAACCAUUUUGUUUGCACGGAUUUUUCAAAUAAUUUUGCCUUUGAUAAUUGUGCUUGAGUAAAAAUGCCUUCACCAGUAUAAUGGAGCUUAAACAAGAAGUUGCAUUACUAAAGUUGAUGGAAAUGUUUAGAAGUCUGUGGCUCUGUAGAAGGUUGGAAACAAUCUGUAUAUGUGAUCUGGCCUGUUAAGAGUGAUGCAAACAGGCUGUUUUAUGAAGAAAAGUUUGUCUUGAGUCUCUAUUUUUGCCAAUAUCCCCCACCUUUGCUUCCACAAUCUUCCACCUUUACCCUGAUUUUUGCUUGUUUUCUCUGAAUGUUUUCCUGCAGAUAGAUGUUCUUUAUGCGUGAGAAAGAGUUCACUGUUGUUUGCAGGGACCCCCAGGCUGUGUCUCUGUCCGAAAUAAAAGGCGCACAUAUUUGCA
Stegastes partitus (bicolor damselfish) is the source of this 5211-nucleotide messenger RNA. It is a transcript of the gene mphosph8, whose product is annotated as M-phase phosphoprotein 8. The transcript is spliced from 14 exons. The record is from RefSeq and is a predicted model, not a curated record. Gene Ontology annotation, molecular function: protein binding. Bases 132 to 2774 code for a protein of 880 amino acids. NCBI's taxonomy places the organism in Eukaryota, Metazoa, Chordata, Actinopteri, Pomacentridae.